UUGCAAUUUUGAAUCAUUCUAUUCAUAUUAAAAUGAUAUCGAAAAAGGCGGUAUUGAUUGCGCCCGAUGGAGGUUGGGGUUAUAUGAUUGUAUUUGGUUUUACAUGUGUAUUGGGCACAGCAGUAUCCCCGUUGCAUUCAAGUUUUUCAAUAAUUUUUGGUAAAUUUCUAAGUGAAAUUGGAGAUGGACCAAGUUCAGUUGCAACUGUUACCAGUGUUUUUUCUUUGUGCUUCACAUUUACAGGAGUCUUGGCAAAUCCAUUAAUCCAAAAGUUUCCACUGAGAACAAUAAGCUUCUUUGGAGCAACACUGUUUGUAAUUGGAGCCUUAUUGAAUAUAUUUGUGACUAAAACAUGGCAUUUAGUUGUUACUUAUGGAAUUUUAUCUGGUACGGGAUUCGGAAUUAUCUUACCAUGUAUUCUAACAAGUAUAAAUAGUUAUUUUGAUAAAAAACGUGCGACCAUGAAUAGUUUAGCACAAUUGGGCACUUGUCCACUAUUUAUUGCACUGCCAAUGUGUUUUCAAUAUUUUAUGGAACAUUUUGGAUUCCGUGGUACAGUUGCCAUAUUGGCUGCGUAUUCAGCAAACAUGUUUAUAGCAGUGGCUGUAAUGGCACCCGUGGAAAACCAUGCACGGAAGGAAUAUGAACUAGUCACAGUGAAUAUAAAUGGGAAAACUUUGGAAAGUGUUACGAAAAUCGUAAAUGAAAAUAUGGAAAAAGAAACAAAAGUAAUCGAUGAAAACUCAAAAUUAACCGAAGAUAAAGAUAAUUGUACAAUAAACCCGAAAUUAGAAGAAGCUCUCAAUAAUAAAUUUGGACUAUGGCAACGAAUUAUUCAUAUGUUUGAUUUAACAUUGCUCCACGAUUGGAAAUUCGUUAAUUUGAUCUUUGGCAUGGCAAUGUUUUUUAAUUUAGAUGUUUAUUACCUAACAAUGUCACCAAUGUUUUUAUUGCGCCGUGGAUUUGAUCCAAAUCAGGUAGCAUUUUGUGUGACCACAGCUGGACUUGGAGACUUUUGUGGACGAUUUACUUUGACCUUAAUAAGUAAACAUGUACCAUUUAAGUUUUGGUUUGUUGUACUCUUUGCCAGUUUUCUGAUGUUUCUAUUACGUAUUGUGUUUAUGAUUGAAAUGUCGUACACGUUAAUGUUGGGAUUAUUUUUCGUAACUGGAUUUAGUCGAAGCUAUGUACAUACUCCAGUUCCAAUUUUAUUCACAGAACGUUACAAUAUUGAACGAUUUCCAGCUGUUUGGGGAUUAUAUUCAGUUGCAUCUGGCUUUGUAAAUAUAAUAUUAGGGGUUUGUAUAGGUUCCGUAGCAGAUUAUUUUAAGAAUGAUACAUAUACAAUGCACACAUUUACAAUAAUUUCAAGUGUUUUAAUCACAACAUGGUUUAUUCAAGCAUAUCUCGAAAACCGCCCAAAGAAACAAUAG
Chrysoperla carnea is the source of this 1433-nucleotide messenger RNA. RefSeq names its product monocarboxylate transporter 7-like. NCBI's taxonomy places the organism in Eukaryota, Metazoa, Arthropoda, Insecta, Neuroptera, Chrysopidae. The record is from RefSeq and is a predicted model, not a curated record. The transcript has 8 exons. Gene Ontology annotation, molecular function: monocarboxylic acid transmembrane transporter activity. The coding region runs from base 33 to 1433 and encodes 466 amino acids. Gene Ontology annotation, biological process: monocarboxylic acid transport; transmembrane transport.